Messenger RNA from Lates calcarifer (barramundi perch), 1274 nucleotides. RefSeq names its product COPI coat complex subunit zeta 1 (gene copz1). Bases 129 to 662 code for a protein of 177 amino acids. The record is from RefSeq and is a predicted model, not a curated record. Lineage: Eukaryota; Metazoa; Chordata; Actinopteri; Centropomidae. The transcript is spliced from 9 exons. Gene Ontology annotation, biological process: retrograde vesicle-mediated transport, Golgi to endoplasmic reticulum; intra-Golgi vesicle-mediated transport; intracellular protein transport. Gene Ontology annotation, cellular component: COPI vesicle coat.
UGAACUGCUCUUUGCCCUGUACGCACAAGGCAGCGCACUGCGUCAGCCAAUGGGAAAGAGCCUCAUUUGCUGUACGUAUUACGUAGGCUACUAUUAGCCUGCUAGCUGGUCUGCUAACAAGAAACAAGAUGGAUUCUCCCAUACUGGAACCAUCCUUGUACACUGUCAAAGCAGUUCUGAUUCUGGACAACGAUGGAGACAGGCUUUAUGCCAAAUAUUAUGAUGACACAUACCCGACAGUGAAAGAGCAGAAGGCGUUUGAGAAGAACAUAUUCAACAAAACACACAGGACGGACAGUGAGAUAGCAUUACUUGAGGGCCUCACUGUUGUUUACAAGAGCAACAUAGACCUCUUCUUUUAUGUGAUUGGAAGUUCGCAUGAAAAUGAGCUUAUGCUGAUGGCUGUUCUAAACUGCCUUUUUGACUCGCUCAGUCAGAUGUUGAGAAAAAAUGUUGAGAGGAGGGCUUUGCUGGAAAAUAUGGAGGGGCUCUUCUUGGCUGUGGAUGAGAUUGUGGAUGGAGGGGUGAUCCUAGAGAGUGACCCACAACAAGUUGUGCAUCGUGUGGCUCUCAGAGGGGAUGAUGUGCCUUUGACAGAGCAGACAGUCACCCAGGUUCUUCAGUCUGCCAAAGAACAGAUCAAGUGGUCGCUUCUACGAUAAGAGUCACUCCUGCACAGGUCUACCAGUGAGCCACUGUUCAGCCCAGUCUUCAUGGCACUGAUCCACAUAUUCCUUUUCCUCCAAUUUUCACUUCCUCAAGUCAAAGCUGUGAGGAGUACCACUGGCUGAUCCAGUCACACUCCCAGGACUACUGCUCCACGAAGUGUCAUUUUCCAAUUUUUCUUGCUUUCUUUCUUUUUGUGGGGGCCUGUAUUAUAUGACAUAAUCCACGAGGAUAAGAUAUGGUAUACAUUCCAGUAUCAAGGCUGGCUUGUUUUUGUUAUAUUUGUCUUAUAAUUACAGAACCUGGGUGUUUAUUAACCCAGUGUUAUUGGUCUUUAAAACAUUGAUAAACCUCAUUAUAGCCUGUGACAACAUUCCAUCAUUGUGUUUCCUAGAAUAAGAAUUUUGACAGCCAUCCUGUCACCUCCUCCAGAUUACUGUACUAGGUAUUGAGGCACUAUCUCUAUUGCCUGAUGUCCAUGAUUAUCGUGAUUAAAAAGUGUACAACUAGUACUGUGGUCAUACCACUGAUCACGGGUAUGUUUUGCAUUUAUUUUGACCGGGGAUCUUCCAUCAUCAGAUACUAUCAAUAAACGUUUGUUGAUACUG